This is a messenger RNA of Bathycoccus prasinos, 1644 nucleotides long. RefSeq names its product multicopper oxidase type 2. Lineage: Eukaryota; Viridiplantae; Chlorophyta; Mamiellophyceae; Mamiellales; Bathycoccaceae. Gene Ontology annotation, molecular function: copper ion binding; oxidoreductase activity. The record is from RefSeq and is a predicted model, not a curated record. Bases 1 to 1644 code for a protein of 547 amino acids. The transcript has a single exon.
AUGAAGCUGAGAGGUUACAACGUGGACACGACGAGUUUGGACACUUUGCAACACGGGCCGACGUUGAGGUUCAAAGCCGGGGAUACGGUGACGGUGACGCUCAAGAACGAAAUGGCGACGUGUGCUAUGGCUGACUGCACGCACCCGGCUUCAGGAAACGGGUAUCACUACUCGCAAAAGACAAAUUUGCACACGCACGGUUUGCACGUCAGUCCAGAUACGGGGGCGGAUGAUGUCUUUUCUACCGUAGAACCCGGAGAAAGUGGAACGUAUACGUACAGUAUUCCAAGCGACCACGCAGGGGGGACGUUUUGGUAUCACGCGCACCAUCACGGUUCGACCUCUUUGCACGCGGCAAGUGGCAUGAUUGGCUUUAUGAUUGUUGAAGAUGCGACGGAUGAAGUGCCGAGUGCGAUUUUGAAUGCCGACGAGGUCGGUCCUUUGGCUAUCGCGUACAUGGAUUUAGCGGCGCUGAAGUCGAUCGCGAGCGAAAGUCCCGGUGAAGUUUGGACUUCUGCUGAUGAUUCAAUCGACGGCGGUUAUAAAGGCUAUUUUGUGAACGGUAAAGUCAAGCCGAACUACGACGUGAAAUUGAACCGAUGGACGAGAAUCCGAACGGUUUUCUUGGCCACCGAUAUAGACGCUAUCAUUUCGCACAACGGCGCUACGAACGGGCAAUCGUGCGAGUGGUAUUUACUGGCUAAGGAUGGCGUGUACGUCUCUCCGGCACCAAGAGCUUUGGGCGAUGGUAAGUUAUACUUGGCCCCUGGUAACAGAGCGGACGUGAUGAUGCGAUGCACUGGAAGUUUGGGGACCGUGACGGUUUCCGCCGAAGCUGCGGCCAAGAAAAGACGUCGAUCUUUGCUUCAAGGCGGCGGCCCCGGCGGCGGCGGCGGUGGCGGUGGCGGUGGUUACGUUGCUGGCGAGUUGUUCACCAUCACCGUUGUCGCGGAUGAUUCUGCGGUGACGACUGGUGAAAACUACGAUGAUAUUUCGCAAUUUAAUCCGAAAAGACCCGCAUACUUAAUGCAGACGUUGAAGGACGAACCGGCCGGGUUACCAACGCCGCUGACGCAAAGUGUCACUUUCACUGCGGCAGAUGGUGGUUGCGGCGUGAACAACGUACAAUUUGUGGACAAAGACACACCUCUCGGCUCAGUCGCUCUCGGUACGGUACAGAAAUGGACCGUCAAUGGAAACGAAAAACACCCGUUGCACAUUCACGUGAACUCUUUUCAACUUUCAGGCGUGACGGACGCUUCUGGUUACUACCAAGACGGAGAUUGGCACGACGUCGUAUACCGCCCUACUGGCGUGACCAUCGACAAUUAUUACUUUAUGGUUGAUCGUUACGCAGGAAAGAAAGUUGUUCACUGCCAUUUCUUGACGCACGAAGAUAAAGGAUGCAUGGCCUUUUACACCAUUACCGGAGCCGAAGGCACGACCGUAUCUGGCGCCACGGCGUCGGCGAUGGCGACGUUGACGACGACAACUUCGGACCUCGCCUCCGAUGGAACGUCAACGACGACGACGACGACGACCACCACCACCACUUCGUCCGUCGCUGGUCGUGCGACUAUGAUGCUGAGAGGUAAAUGGAUCUACCUGGGUAUCACAACCACUGUCACUCUUUUCUUUUUGUAA